Molecule: messenger RNA, 2472 nt
Organism: Daphnia carinata
Lineage: Eukaryota; Metazoa; Arthropoda; Branchiopoda; Diplostraca; Daphniidae
Product: cuticlin-4-like
Exons: 9
Coding region: 135-1403 (422 amino acids)
Source: RefSeq, a predicted model, not a curated record
UUUCUACGUACAUCAGGAUAUUUACCUCGACGUGCGAUGAAGUGCUAGCUAUCGAAAAUCAUUUGAUAUCAAGUUCAUUUUACUUCGACUGGAUUAUAAAACUCUCACCUCUCUCUCCAGCUCAAAAGGCAAUCAUGGGAUUCUUCUCCCUCCGAGGCCGUCCGUUGAUCGUCUGCUGUUGGUUGUCAGUUUUGGCCGUUGCGUGCGCUGCCGAAGAGUCGACGACCAUGGCGUACCCUGUCACGUCCGACGUUACAUCUAAAGAUGGUCUGGUGGAUACGGUCAACGUCGAUUGUCACCAGCAGGAAAUGCAGGUGACGCUAUCGACGCUGGUGCCUUUCCACGGCAUGGUUUACCCGCGCGGUCUCACCAAGAAAUCGCCUUGCAUGGCCGAAUUCGACGUCCAGCUGGGUGACCGAUUCACCUAUCGGGUCCCGCUCCGUUCCUGCAACACCAUGUUCAUAGAUACCGAGGAUGGAUUCAUCGAGUACUUUAACACGAUCGUCGUCCAGCCGCACAAGAAGCUAGUUACCAACCAAGGACGCGGUUAUCACGUCCGCUGUCGCUACCAAACCAAGGAUACGGCCAUCAUUUCCGGAUUUAACGUCAGCUUUACGGGAAGUACUAAAUUGGACACGACCUCUCCAUUGCCCGGAACGAUGAUGCACAUCUACGCUGGCGAUGCUGUCAAUCACGUUCCAGCUGAAAACGUGAAAAUCGGCGACCCGUUGACGUUGAAGGUAGCACUCGACCAACAAGAGGUAUUCGGCAUGACAGUUGCCGAUUGUACCGUCCGUGACGGUCUCGGAUGGAGUGAACAACUCCUCUACAACGAUCAAGGGUGUCCCGUCGAUUAUGAGAUCAUGCCACCUUUUGAGUAUGACGUCAACAAGACGUCGGCCAUGGUCAAAUUCCAGGCACACAAAUUUCCCUACACAUCGUCCGUCUAUUACCAGUGCAACGUGCGACUCUGUUUGCGUAAUGGAGGUUGCGAAGAGCCACCACUGUGUGACAAUCAGGGUAAUAACCUUCGCCGCAAACGAAGGCAGGUAGAAGAAGACGGUCCGAAAGCUGAUUAUCGAAUUGACCAUCCAUCGUUUGCUCGGAAUGCGACCACUGUCGAGGUCUUUGGUGGUUUCUACGUCACUGACGCCACCGAUGGCGGAGAGACGCGUCUCUUUGACGGCGAGCCCAUCGAAGAGAACAAAGAGGACCAGCUUUGCAUAUCUCCGCGUGACUUUGCCAUCGGUAUCGCCGUGGCUGGCCUCAUUCUGAUGAUCGCAGUCGUCGCUGCCAUCUUGUUCUUGUGCGCCAGACGGCGACAUAAGCGCGUCUCGUCUACCACCGGAAGCUCCGUCUACUCCGGCCCGUACACCAAUACGGCCUACAGUCAUUCGAGUUGAACGUGAAAAUUACAAAAAAAAAAACUCGCGUGUCUUACACUUAAUUACGAAAAACAAAAAAAAAAAAGAAAAGUCUUUUUCCCCGUUCCAACUUAACAACCCCGUUGAUUGUGUGUGCUGCAACACCUUUAACGUCCCAUCAUCGCGUUCGUGUAUUGGUGUUACGCAAUUUCUUCUUUCCCCUUGUGUUUAAAUUCUUUUGAAAUUUCGCGCCUCUUGAUGGAACUCUCCCCACUCGCUCGAUAGGGUUGUGCGUUGGUCUUGGAAAUAAUGUUUGGAGUGUCUACGUGUGAUCACUUUGAAUCGUAAGUUUUGCACCGGAAAUGCCGUUUUUUUUCAUAACUCGUCGUUUCGCGAAGAUUACGUCAUUGAUGCUGUUUUGCAUGGACGGUGCCAUAACCGCGUCACUCUAUUCGUUUGUAUUGUGCAAUAUGUUCAUCUUGUUUAUGACCAUGUUUUUUUAUUCUUAAUGACUUACCAAUAACUUACUGAUGCAAUCCGUGAAUGAGUGACGUCGAUACGAAUGUCGAUGGCACUCAUUCCGUCGCAACUUGUCGGACGGCUCCAUUAUAGCGGAGGCGUUGCUGGCGACUUGCUUUCGAUUCCCGUGUGCAAUAUGAUCGAGAAAACAUAAUUCGAAGUUUCUUGAAAGAAAAAAUUAUAAUUCAGUAUUGCGUUUGAAAUGCUGCACUUCCCGCUGAAAACGCACAACAGAAAGAUGACACAAAAUUAAUCUUCUUAAUUGUCUUGCUUGUUAAAAAUGAAUGGUCGUUUUUGUUUCAAUUAGAAUUUCCUUUUUUUGGUGGGAGAGGAGAAAACAAAACAUGUCAAAAUAUGGGUGCUGUUCAAUACGAUCAUUUUGGUUAUCGAUUCUUACUUAUCUAACAUUCUCCGUGGAAAAUCCCAUUUGCUAAUAUUUAAUAAUUCGCAUUUCAAAAACAAAAAACAAUUCCUCUCUGUUUUAGUAUAUUGAUCGUAUACUUGUAUUGUUUUUUUUCUUUCCACUUUCUUCGUGCAAUAUCAUGAGGGAAAACAAACGGAAAAUACAACGUCCAUUUCAACUUUCUAA